CGGCUAUGCAACUAAAGAUCAUAGAGAUUUUCAUUCAAAUUCUAAAUUGAAUAUGGGUGGCCCUCCCGCAUCCGGUUUGAUCAAUUUAAUUGCAAUUGCACAACUAGACAUUUGCCAUGCGGUGAGAGCAGAUAAUAAUGCAACAAGUGAUCCGGUAGUUAAUGAUCCUUCAACCCUCAACUCAGAAGCGCCUGAUGUGGCAAUCCCUUCGUACGCGCAAAAUAUCAAUGGUGUACCAUGGAUCUGAAUAGCAUUUUCGUUGAAGUGUGGAGCGUCACUCUGACACGGUUUUCCGUUUUGAAAAUUCAAUAUUUCUUUGCUACAACUGCAGAUGAAGCAGUCGUGUGAGAGUUCCCGCAGCGGCUUUCAUACUCCCGUUUAUUCU
Messenger RNA from Ascoidea rubescens DSM 1968, 385 nucleotides. RefSeq lists its product as uncharacterized. Lineage: Eukaryota; Fungi; Ascomycota; Saccharomycetes; Ascoideales; Ascoideaceae. Bases 53 to 247 code for a protein of 64 amino acids. The record is from RefSeq and is a predicted model, not a curated record. The transcript has a single exon.